CGGGGACCCCGGGCCGGCGCUGUCGCGGUGCUCCUUGGGCCUCACCGUGCGUGUCCACGCGGGACGACCGCUGGGCUCACGUGAGGGCAGUCUCCUCACCUGGGGUUGGGGCUCCUCGCCGGGGGCCUGAUGAGUGUGUUUCUGGGGUUCCAGACAUCUGCAUUUUCCCACGUUCCCGAGGCAGUUGGCACCGGAACCCGUGGUUUAAGUUAGGAAGAACGAAGGUGGGCAUUACCUGGCUUCUAGUAGGACAGAACUGCCAGAAGGAAGCAGUACAAAUGAUAGAGUUUUCUCUGGCUGAGGCUGUACCAGUUCCUUUGUGUUUCCAGCCAGGGAUUAAUAACGUGAACAUCUGACUUGACCAGUUUCAGUAGAGACCUUAGAAUGCGAAUAGACGGGGACAAGAAGGCCUUUGCACCUAAUCUGAGGGGUCACCAUCCUAUAAACGACAUGUUUUAAAGUCGUGGCCUGUUUUAGCCUGUGGGUGCCUGAGAUUAACAACCCGAACAGCUGCAAGCAGGUGUGGACCGGUGCAGAUUACAGAAGCCGCAGCAGUUCAGAGGAUUCCCGUUACCCUGCAAACACUUUGCCCAGGUGUUAACGCGAGCGUGCGUUUUGAAGCUUGGGGACCUGCGUCUCCAUUCUCUCAAAACGAUUCGAGUGGCGGUGCCGACGGUGGAUGAAGGUCCGUGAGGCCGACGUGCAGAAUGCCCGGGAAGAGGCCGUCGGGCCUGGGCACGCAGCGCCGGCUCCUGGGGCUGCUGCUGGUGGUAGCCGCCGUCCACCUGCUCGCGUGCCCCUACACCAAGGUGGAGGAGAGCUUCAACCUGCAGGCCGUGCACGACCUGCUCUACCACCGGCUGGAUGUGGAGAAGUUUGACCACCUCGAGUUCCCUGGCGUGGUUCCCAGGACGUUCCUCGGGCCGCUGGCGAUCGCGGCCCUCUCCAGCCCCGCCGUUUGCGUGCUUUCGCUCUUGGAAACGCCCAAGUUUUAUUCUCAGCUAGUAGUCAGGGCCGUCCUUGGACUUGGCGUCAUCUUUGGACUCUGGACUUUACAAAAAGAAGUGAGGCGGCAGUUUGGGGCCACGGUGGCCACCCUGUUCUGCUGCGUGACGGCCUCGCAGUUCCACCUGAUGUUCUACUGCACGCGGACUCUCCCCAACGUGCUGGCCCUGACUGUGGUCCUGCCAGCGCUCGCAGCCUGGCUGCAGCAGAGGUGGACGCGCUUCAUCCGGCUCUCGGCCUUCGCCAUCCUGGUCUUCAGAGCCGAGCUGAGCCUGCUCCUGGGCCUGGCGCUGCUGGCGCCGCUCUGCCUGCGGAAGGUCUCGGCGGCCAGGGCCCUGCGCUGCGCCGUGCCGGCUGGGGUCCUCUGCCUAGGACUGACGGUGGCCGUGGACUCCUAUUUUUGGCGCUACCUCGUGUGGCCGGAAGGAAAGGUGCUCUGGUACAACACCGUCCUGAACAAAAGUUCCAACUGGGGUACCUCGCCGCUGCUCUGGUACUUCUACUCGGCCCUGCCUCGCGGCCUGGGCUGCAGCCUGCUCUUUGUGCCCCUGGGCGCCGUGGACAGAAGGGCCCUGGCGCUGCUCCUGCCAGCGCUGGGCUUCGUGGCUCUGUACUCGCUUCUCCCGCACAAGGAGCUGCGCUUCAUCAUCUAUGCCUUCCCCCUGCUCAAUGUGGUGGCCGCCAGGGGCUGCGCCUGUGUGCUGAAUAAUUAUAAGAAGUCCUGGCUGUAUAAAGUGGGGUCCCUCCUCGUGAUAGGACACCUCGUGGUGAACGCCACAUACUCGGCCACAGGCUUGUACGUGUCCCACUUCAACUACCCUGGCGGCGUGGCGAUGCAGAGGCUGCACGAGCUGGUGCCCCCCCGCACAGAUGUCGUUGUGCACAUCGACGUGGCCGCUGCCCAGACAGGUGUGUCCCGGUUUUUGGAAGUCAACAGUGCCUGGAGGUACGAGAAGAGAGAGGACGUGCAGCCCGGCUCCGAGCACAUGCUGGCCUACACGCACCUCCUCGCGGAGGCCGCCCCCGGGCAGCUGGCCCCCUACCGGGACACGCACCGGGUGCUGGCCAGCGUCCCAGGCACAACCGGGCUGAGCCUGAACCUGAGCAGGCUGCCCCCCUUUGACGUGAACCUGCAGACCAAGCUGGUGCUUCUGGAGAGACUUCUCGGGCCUUCCUGAGGAGGGGGAGCCAGAGGCCCUCCAGGAACGUCGGGCAUUCCGACAGACGGGACGAGUCGGGAAACGCGCAGAGGACCACGGGUGUGCCCCCGCGUGCCCUCACGGGGGCGUGCCCUCACGGGGGCGUGCCCUCACGGGGGCGUGCCCUCACGGGGGCGUGCCCUCACGGGGGCGUGCCCACAGCCACAGCCGGGACACCCCCGUCCACGCCGCCCACCGCUUGUGAGAACGAGGGGCCUGGCACCCCUGCCAGGGAGACGGUGGGUGGGGUGCUGUUUACCGUGCAGACCGAGUGCUGUUCACGGCAGCGGGAUGUGUAUCUUGCCAGCGGAGCUGCUUGUGGGCCGCAGGCUGUGGCCUCUCGGCCCCUGAAAGGGCGUCCCCCUGGGGCUGCAUAACCCCAGAAACUCAGCACGUGCUGGACUCGUCCCCACCAGCACCUAGUCCUCUGGGCGGGGCCUCCUUUGUGGUCACAGGCAGCCGUUUCCAUUUCAGAUGAGGCUUUAGGAGAUAAACGCGUUCAAAAAGAGUGAGAAUCAAAUUGUAAAUGUCUUCUUAUUGUUGAUCUCAGGUGAUGCUUCCAGAGACUGCCUCCACCUGGGUUUUGUUUAAGUGAUUUGGGCACUUUCCCACUUUGCUGAACAGUGUUUACUGAGUUCCUGACACGUGUCUGACUUCACCAGGCACUGAAGACGGUGCAGGGAACUGAGUGUGCUUUGCCCGCGUGCACACACACUGUGCACAUGCACGCACACGCUACACACGUGUGCGUAGAGACAGGCAGUCUUUCCUGAGCCAUUCCAGAGGGAGUUACCUACACCUGGCCUCCAGCCCGAGUGCCUCGGUGCUUCGGAAGGAGGUGGAGCUUCCUGACCUUUAGUUACUGUUUUUUCCACCGAAGCUGACAAGCAGUCUGUGCGGGCCCCUCCCCAAACCUCCCCGACACAGCGCCCACUGGUGAUUCCUGCUGUGGCCGCCCGCCACUCAGCAGGCUCCCACCUUCCCCCGUUGCCUGUUUCUCGUGAGCGUUUGUUACUUAUCUGUCAUCGGCAGUUCUCCAUGUUUACAUGUGGCCCCCGGUCGUCAGCCUGCACGCGUGGACUGCUGCCGGACCUCGUUGGGCCGUGAGCUGCCCUGUCGGUUGCCUUCGUUUUCAAACUGCAGAUUCACCCGGGGGGCCUGUCAAGCCGUGCUGUCCCGGCUGCGUGCCCCGUCGUUAAGGUUUUGAGCACUUCCCUGCUUCCUGGCACAAGGAGUCCCACGCAGGCUCCUCGGGCCUCUCUGUCUCCACCCUGGAGUCGGCCGUUUGGAGGGCCCGGGCUCCUUUUGGCAGGGAGUGGUUUCAGUGACCGAGAUCUGGGUGCAAAGUGUGCUCGUUGCUAUCAGGAUGCCCGUGUUUCUAGGCCCUUUCUGCGGAGAGAGGGAGGACAGGCGCGCCUGCACGUGGGCACACGCUUAUGCAUGUGCACAGGUGUGAGAGGUCACAGCACCUUGCUGACACCUCCAGUUCCACCCCAUCUCUGUGGGCGUCUGUUUGCCUCCCUCAUUCCACGUCUGCAUGUCCUGUCCCUGCAGUGAGAAUCCUGACCCCGACAACAUCAGCGUACGUUUGACCCGUGUCAAGGGACACCGACCCCCACGCAGUCGGAAAUCCGCAUAUAACCUUUGCCCUCCCCCCCAGGCGUAAUUACUUAUAGCUCCUGUUGAGUGGAAGAUUCACCCAUAACAUGAACGGUCGAUGACACAUAUCUUGUAUGUUACAUGUCAGAUACUGUAUUCUUUCAAUUAUGUAAGCUACAGAAAAGAAAAUUAAGCAAAUCAUAGGGGGACUUCCCUGGUGGUCCAGUGGUUAAGACUUUGCCUUCCAGUGCAGGGGGUGCAGGUUCGAUCCCUGGUCGGGGAGCUGAGAUCCCACAUGCCUCGCAGCCAAAAAACCAAAAACGUAAAACAAGCAGUAUUGUAACAAAUUCAGUAAAAAACUUUAAAAAAUCAUAGGGAAUUCCCUGGCGGUCCAGUGGUUAGGACUCUGUGCUGGGGGCCCAGGUUUGAUCCCUGAUUGGGUAAGUAAGAUCCUGCAAGCUGCGUGGUGGGCCAAAAAAAAAAAAAAAAAAAAGAAAAUCAUAAAAAAGAAAAUAUUUAUAGUACUAUAAUACUGUACUGUAUUUAUCAACAUCAUGAGUUUUCAUCUGUUUCCAAGAUGAAUAGUCUGUCAGUACCUACGUCAUUAUUAUCGUAGACGAUACGAAAGGCUGUAGAUGUUACAUAUAUAACUAAUACUAGACAAUAAUGAAAAGAUAAUGUGAAAAAGAAAUUCACAUUUAUUUACAGGUACAAUGAUAUGUGCAUUGAAUGAAGCGGCAGCAACAUGAUUGCGUUAUGGUUGCCUCGGGUGAUCGAUACGAUCACUUCCAGGUAGCCCAGCCUAUACACUAAUGGAUGGAUCGUCAUAAAAAUUUUAUGGCAUAUAGUAUUGCAGUCAUAUUCAUAAUACAGUAUUGGGAACAUUGUUACAUUAAAAAAAAAACCUAUGAUAGUAGACUGUUACACAGUUUCUCCAAUUACGAGUCAGGGAGGGAGGGAGACUGUACCUAAUUCUUUGAAAGCAAAGUUAUAAAACAAAACUACAUUGUUAAUUUUAUACUUAGUGUCACUCAGCUUAUGCCUGUGUGAGGAUGGACUGUCCACUUCAAUAUAAGUCUUUUACACGGUGUACAGCUGUUAGAUUUUCGCAUCGAGACACAUGACAGAGAGGUCUCUUAGCCGCAGCAUGAUGAUCGUUCACUGUUCGUU
Messenger RNA from Physeter macrocephalus (sperm whale), 4973 nucleotides. RefSeq names its product ALG12 alpha-1,6-mannosyltransferase (gene ALG12). The record is from RefSeq and is a predicted model, not a curated record. Gene Ontology annotation, cellular component: endoplasmic reticulum membrane. Bases 708 to 2183 code for a protein of 491 amino acids. Lineage: Eukaryota; Metazoa; Chordata; Mammalia; Artiodactyla; Physeteridae. Gene Ontology annotation, molecular function: alpha-1,6-mannosyltransferase activity. Gene Ontology annotation, biological process: protein N-linked glycosylation. The transcript has 10 exons.